Rotaria sp. Silwood1 is the source of this 1455-nucleotide messenger RNA. The record is from the annotation of a GenBank genome assembly. NCBI's taxonomy places the organism in Eukaryota, Metazoa, Rotifera, Eurotatoria, Philodinida, Philodinidae.
AUGUUUCGCUUUACAACUACUGAACGAAAUCGACAAGUGCUAAAUUAUUUGGAUUUCCAAUACACUGUAAAGCGAAUCAAUAAAACUUCUGUAGAGUGGAGAUGUAGAAAUAGAAGUUGUUCAAGUACUGUAUCUCUAUCACUUGAUAAUUCGAGUGUUCUUCGUGAACCAGGUGCUCAUAGCGAAUCCUGCAAAGCAGUUCAACCAAGUAAAAUUAUCGUUGAACAAACCGUUGAAAUUAUGAAGAGAAGAGCACGAGCAGAAACAACAUCUAUUUCUAAAAUCUACAGUGAAGAAAUAGUGGCCGCAAGAAUGCGAAAUCCAGGUGUACCAACAGGUUUCUAUUUUCCUUCUCUAACUUCAAUUGAUUCAACUUUAUAUGAUCACCGUUCACAAAAUUAUCCAGCAUUGCCAAAGGCCUUGGGUGAUUUAACUUUAUUAGGGGAAUGGUGCUUAACAAAACAUGGCGAACAAUUUGUUUUAAUUGACGAGUUUUUUGAUGAUAAAGAACGAAUCUUAAUGUUCGGCUCAUUAUGGAGUAUCACAUUUUUAUCAUAUUGCUCAAGGUGGCAUGCUGAUGGUACUUUUCUAACCCGUCCUUUGUUGUUUGCUCAAAUCUACAUUAUCUUUGGGUACUUUGAUGGUUUUCUUAUACCCUGUAUUUAUUGUUUAACUUCGAAUCAAAAACAAAUUACAUACGAAAAAAUAUUUAAUCAUCUUAUACGUAUUGGUUUAUCUCGUCUGAAUAUUAGAUAUUCUCCAGAAGCCCUAACUUGCGAUUUCGAGUUAGGCAGUAUUAAUGCUGCUUGUCAAUUAUUUCCAAAUAUUGAUAUUACUGCUUGCUUCUUUCAUUAUGCUCAAGGUCUUUGGAGAAAAAUACAAGACUUAAAACUCAAUAAACUUAUAUCUGGAUCAAAGAAGAAUAAUCAUUUUUCAGAAGAAGAAAAACAAAAAGCAAAAAACUGGUUCUCAGGUGCUGUUGGUCUAGCAUUAAUUCCACCAUCAUUCGUCGAAUCUGUUUGGACAGAUAUAAUGGACAUUUACACGCCUGAAUCUCCAUCAGCUGAAGAAUUCAACGACUACAUGGUGGACAAUUAUGUUUGUCGAGCUUCGUCUCGAUACUCAAUUGAUAUCUGGAAUGUGUAUCAUAAUAUUCGGGACAAACUUCCACGCACCAAUAAUGCUGCCGAAGGAUAUAACUAUCGUAUGUCGACAAUAUUUCCUCCUCAUCCCCACAUCUAUGAAUUUAUUCGUCGUUUAAAAGACGAACAUGAGUUCCAACACCACAAAUCUGAAGAAGCACAGGUCAAGGUGAAAAAAAGAAAAAAUUUAUAUGAAAAAAUUGACAAUGAACUUCUUAAAUUAAUCGAACAAUUUGAAAAAGGAGAAUUAUCACCAAUUCAAUUAGCAAUUAAAUCAGGAAAAACAGUAAAGAUCAAAAAGGGUAAAAAGUAA